GGGAGUUAAAAGAGAAACGCCUUCAAAGAGUAGGGGAGAACUAAUCCUUCUUCGCCCUUUUUUUUUUUUGAGGUCUCGUUAGUUAUUAAGCUUGCUAUUAGCCAUGAAAGCUAAAUGGAACCUCCAUGUGUAGAGUUAGUAUACCGGUGAAUACGAGAUGUUGGAAUUGAAGAACGAGGGAAAGCUGCUACCUUCACGCCCUGGUUACAACCUUCCCCAGAGGCAUCUAGCUGAUCAGUGCUGGAUAGAGGAACUUGGUAUUAUUCAGCGGGGUGGAGGGCAAGAGAGGAGAGAGCAUUUGCCCCCCGCCCCGGAUUGAGCCAGUUCCCACUGGAUUCAAUGGGGGCUACUCCCAAGGAGGCGGGGUACAGAAUUGCUGGCUUCCCCCGCCCUGCCCCUGCAAAACCUCUUGCAGACGCCUUAAGUUCAUCAUCAUCCUUUUGAAGGCGGUUCUUCUGGUUCUCUCUCCCAUUCAGCUCCCCACCAGAGUUGCUACCUUUUUCUUAGCAAAGGCUGUGUGUGCUUUCACAGUUGGGUAAAAGGAAAGUGUGCCGCGCCGAGUCGGUGUCGACUCCCGGACGGUGGGCAGAGCAGAGGCUGUCGUUCACUGCCGUGGGAGAGUGGCGGAGCCAGAGCGCCGCCUGGUAGGGAGCGAGUUUGGCAAAAGGCUUGAAGGGGUAAUCAAGAGGCGGGAGACAGCCGAGUCUGGGGUUCACCCCGCCCUGGGGCUUUUUGGACUUUCACCUUGGCUGAUUUCCUAAACUGAACACGCCACUGCCCAAACGGAAAAGGGCUUGAACACUGUAAGAUCUGCUUGGUGCUAUUACAACUCCACGUCCCUUUGUAUGCGACUGUAUUUUCUUGGGAAACCGUAUCCUGUACCACUUGCUUUUGUUCCACCAGCAACAGCCUCUGGACCCAGACCAGCCAUGGCAGGAGCCACACAGAAGAAGAUCAUAGUGGUAUUUGGGGCCACAGGUGCCCAGGGAGGUUCAGUUGCUCAGGCCCUCCUGGAUGAUGAUUCCUUCAGUGUCCGUGCUGUGACCCGCAACCCUGCCCAUCCAGCAGCUAAGGCCCUCCUUAGUCGUGGAGCUGAGGUGGUGAAGGGAGAUCUAAAUAACUUAGAUUCACUGGAGCAGGCAAUGGAAGGAGCAUAUGGGGCCUUCGUGGUCACCACUUUCUCAGUGGAUUUCAACAAGGAGCAAGAGAGCCUUCAAUCAAAUAAUCUUGCAACCCCAAUGCCCUCCUUCGGGAAUUCUGAGUCACACACUUUGAAUCUGGUCAUCCUACAAGGUAAGAACACUGCUGAGGUCGCCAAAUGCCAGAAUUUGAAACAUGUCGUCUUUAGCGGAUUGGAUCAUGUGGAGAAGCUGACAGGUGGUCAGCUGAAAGUCCCAUUUUUUGACAGCAAGGGAGAAGCAGAGGCCCGAUACCGGGAACUCGGGGUGCCCUUUACGAGUGUUCGGCUGCCAUGCUACUACGAGAACUUUCUGAACUUCUACCCCCCACAGAGGAGGCCAGGGGAAGACGCUUACACCGUUGCAUUGCCCAUGGGUGAUACCCCCGUCCAUGCUAUGGCUGUGUCUGACCUGGGCAUUAUGGUGCUCAACAUCUUUAAAGCUCCCGAAGUCUACAUAGGGAAAGCCAUCCAUCUGUCUGUGGAGACGCUCACAGUCCAGGGAUUUGCUGAUGUUUUGUCGCAAUGCUUGGGGAAAAAAAUCCGGGAUGCUAAGAUCUCUACUGAAACCUUUGAACAACAGACUAGCAAGCCGGUUGCAGACAUGUUCCGCUAUCUCCAGAUCAAGACAAAUUUUGAUGAGGCUUUGACUCACCAACUGAACCCCAGAGCCAAGACCUUCCAACAGUGGGUGGAGGAGCAAAAGGAGAAAUUUCAAAAACUGAUAUAGCACAUAAGAAUACUUAACAGGGGAAAUUGUUCUCGAUGACUCACGCAAACAAGCCAUCUAGCAGAC
Hemicordylus capensis (graceful crag lizard) is the source of this 1973-nucleotide messenger RNA. RefSeq names its product NmrA like redox sensor 1 (gene NMRAL1). Lineage: Eukaryota; Metazoa; Chordata; Lepidosauria; Squamata; Cordylidae. The transcript is spliced from 7 exons. The coding region runs from base 846 to 1907 and encodes 353 amino acids. The record is from RefSeq and is a predicted model, not a curated record.